Messenger RNA from Cannabis sativa, 1034 nucleotides. RefSeq names its product BTB/POZ domain and ankyrin repeat-containing protein NPR2. The transcript is spliced from 3 exons. The coding region runs from base 266 to 778 and encodes 170 amino acids. The record is from RefSeq and is a predicted model, not a curated record. Gene Ontology annotation, biological process: defense response to fungus; defense response to bacterium; systemic acquired resistance, salicylic acid mediated signaling pathway. NCBI's taxonomy places the organism in Eukaryota, Viridiplantae, Streptophyta, Magnoliopsida, Rosales, Cannabaceae. Gene Ontology annotation, cellular component: nucleus.
CUUGACUUGAGAGUGGGAAUAUUAUUAUAGAGAUUUAGGAGGGUUUAUUAGUGAAAUUGAUAGUAUUAUUAUUAAUAUAUUAAUUAAUGUGUUUUCAACGCUCAAUUUCUCCAUCCACUCCACACCCACCUUUCCUGCGUUUUUUGUAUCACCUUCGAUUUUGAUUGAUUCCAUUAUUCUUCACUUCUCUCUCUCUCUCCUCUGUUUCAGGUCAAACCCAACAAAAAAAAUCUGAUUUUGAGAAGAAGAAGAAGGAGAAACAAACAUGUCAAUGGCAACAGAGCCUGUAAUAGCAAUAGAUGGUGAUGAUUUGGUUGCAAGACUCCUCUACUUUGAAAACAGAGUGGCAUUUGCAAGGCUGCUUCUUCCAGUUGAAGCCAAAGAAGCAAUGGAGAUUAUAGAUAUGGAAGAUUCUGAUUCAGGAUCUAAAGGGUCAAGUGGGGAUUUAAAGGGUGCUGAUUUGAAUGAAACACCUGUUGAAAGAACCCAAAGACUCCAAUCAAGGUUGCACCUCCUCAUUACAGCAGUGGAAAAGGGCCGACUACACUUCCCUCAUUGCUCAGAAGUUCUUAAUAACUUUUUAGACUACGAAAUAGAGAAGCAUGAACAUGAUGAUGCCUUUUUUCCUGAUAAGGGCACCCCAGAAGAGCAAGCAAAGAAGAAGAUGCUGUUCUUGGAUCUCAAACAGGAUCUUCACAAAGCAUUUUGUAAGGACAUUGCACAAAACAACCACCCUCCUCCUCCUCCUCCUGCUUCGUCAUCAUCUUUUUCAUCCUAAUUAUCCAAACAAGGUCUGGAAAAUAUUAAUGGUCUGCUUCAUUGUAAAUUUAGUUUUCUCUCUUAGACAAAGACAUUAUUAUAUAUAGUUUGAUCAUUUUUUUUUCUUCAAGAGAUUCCCUUAACACCUUAUGUUGUGUUUUGUUAUGUAUUCUUUAAAGGAAUAUUGUUAUUACGUAUUAAUUGUACUUAAUAGUACUACUACGAGAAUGAUUAACGAUAUUUUAUAAAAAUUAUCAUCCAGUAUUUUUUUUUUA